Molecule: messenger RNA, 605 nt
Organism: Parasteatoda tepidariorum (common house spider)
Lineage: Eukaryota; Metazoa; Arthropoda; Arachnida; Araneae; Theridiidae
Source: RefSeq, a predicted model, not a curated record
UAGCUACAGUUGCAGAAAAAUACGAAAUUUGCCACAUCAUUAAAGAUCAAAAUCUUACAAUCUUUGAAAGAAUGGAACAGAAAAUUGAUAGAAUUCUUCUGAUUCUUGAUUCUAACAAUAAAGAGCAGAACACUAGCAGCUCUUUGUUAGGUUUGCUACCUUUUGGAAUUAACGAUUUUAUAAUGCUGAAUGAAAGUCUAAAGACAAACAAAACAUUGAAGGAGCAAAUUAAACAAUUAAUUUUAAGCUGCCAUGGAAAAGAUUGUAAGGCGUUUGUGGCAAAUUCCCUAAGGAGAUUAAUCACAGAUGAUGUUGCUAUUUGCUAUUCCUUAACUGGUAAAAACAAGACUGGUCAGUUAAAGGAAUCAUUUGAAAAAACUGAGGUUUUUAAAAUGAUACGAGAAGCUUGUUUGCUGUACAAAAAUUUUAAAGACAACAUAUUUAGAGAGGCUGCUAGCGACUGGCUGUUGCAAGCAAAAUUUAGAAAAAUGAGAAAAGAGAAGAGGAUGGCUGAAUCAAUGGGAGAUGUGUGAUAUGUUUUUUUUUUCCUUUUAUAGUUAUAAUUUUAUAAAGUUUUGUAUUCAAUAAAUAUUUUAUAAAAAUUC